AUGCUUCUUAAAGCUGCCAAAACAGGACCAAUGAAGAUGUUCACCAGGCUGCAGGUGCUUGCCCUUGCUUUGCUCUGCAAAGGAGUUUUCCUUUCCCUAAGUGACCAUAACUUUUUAAGAAAGGAAAUUAAGAUAGAAGGAGACUUAGUCUUAGGUGGUUUAUUCCCAAUUAAUGAAAAAGGCACCGGGACAGAAGAAUGUGGGAGAAUCAAUGAAGACCGAGGCAUCCAGCGCUUGGAGGCUAUGUUGUUUGCCAUUGAUGAAAUCAACAGAGACAAUUACUUGCUCCCAGGAAUUAAGCUUGGAGUUCAUAUUUUGGACACAUGUUCAAGGGAUACAUACGCGUUAGAACAGUCUCUGGAGUUUGUCAGGGCAUCUUUGACUAAAGUGGACGAAGCGGAGUAUAUGUGCCCCGAUGGAUCUUACGCCAUUCAAGAAAACAUUCCGUUACUCAUUGCAGGUGUCAUAGGUGGUUCUUAUAGCAGUGUCUCCAUACAGGUUGCAAAUUUGCUGAGGCUAUUCCAGAUCCCCCAGAUCAGCUAUGCUUCCACCAGUGCCAAGCUGAGUGACAAGUCCCGCUAUGAUUAUUUCGCAAGGACGGUCCCCCCCGACUUCUAUCAAGCAAAAGCAAUGGCUGAGAUCUUACGGUUCUUCAACUGGACCUACGUGUCAACGGUUGCCUCAGAAGGAGACUAUGGAGAGACAGGGAUCGAAGCCUUUGAACAGGAGGCUCGCCUCCGGAACAUCUGCAUUGCCACCUCAGAGAAGGUUGGCAGGUCCAACAUCAGGAAGUCCUAUGACAGCGUGAUCAGAGAGCUGCUCCAGAAACCCAACGCAAGGGUGGUCGUGCUCUUCAUGCGAAGCGAUGACUCUCGGGAGCUCAUUGCUGCCGCUAACCGAUUCAACGUUUCCUUUACGUGGGUCGCCAGUGAUGGGUGGGGGGCCCAGGAGAGCGUUGUCAAGGGCAACGAGCACGUAGCUUAUGGAGCAAUAACCCUGGAACUUGCUUCCCACCCAGUUAAAGAGUUUGACAGAUACUUCCAAAGCCUCAAUCCUUAUAAUAAUCAUCGCAAUCCCUGGUUCAGGGACUUUUGGGAGCAAAAAUUCCAGUGCAGUCUCCAGAACAGAAAGCCGCACAGAAAAGCUUGUGACAAACACUUAAAUAUCAACAGUUCCAAUUACGAGCAGGAAUCCAAGAUCAUGUUUGUGGUGAAUGCUGUGUACGCGAUGGCCCACGCCUUGCACAAAAUGCAACGGACACUGUGCCCCAACACCACCAAACUGUGUGAUGCCAUGAAACUUCUGGAUGGCAAGAAGCUGUAUAAAGAUUACCUACUGAAAGUUAACUUCACAGCUCCAUUUAACCCUCCCAAUGCUGCGGACAGCGUGGUCAAAUUUGACACCUAUGGAGAUGGGCUAGGCCGAUACAACGUGUUCAAUUUCCAGUACGCCGGAGGCAGAUAUUCCUACCUGAAGGUCGGUCACUGGGCAGAAAUCUUGUCACUGGACGUAGACUCAAUUCACUGGUCCAGAAGCUCUGUCCCCACUUCCCAGUGUAGCGACCCCUGUGCUCCUAAUGAAAUGAAGAACAUGCAACCAGGAGAUGUCUGCUGUUGGAUCUGCAUUGCCUGUGAGCCCUUUGAAUACUUGGCUGAUGAAUUUACCUGUGCAGACUGCGGGUCUGGGCAGUGGCCCACUGCUGACCUAACUGGCUGCUAUGACCUACCAGAAGACUAUGUCAAGUGGGAAGAUGCCUGGGCAAUAGGCCCUGUUACCAUUGCAUGUCUGGGUUUUAUUUGUACCUUCAUGGUCGUGGCAGUCUUUAUCAAGCACAACAACACUCCCCUGGUCAAAGCUUCUGGCCGUGAACUGUGUUACAUAUUACUCUUCGGGGUCUUCCUGUCUUACAGCAUGACAUUCUUCUUCAUAGCCAAGCCUUCUCCGGCCAUCUGCACCUUACGCCGUUUGGGGCUGGGAAGUUCUUUUUCAGUUUGCUAUGCUGCCCUCCUGACAAAGACAAACUGCAUAGCCAGAAUAUUUAACGGUGUGAAGAAUGGUGCUCAACGGCCUAAAUUCAUCAGCCCCAGCUCUCAGGUCUUCAUCUGCCUGAGCCUCAUCUUGGUACAGAUUGUGGUGGUGUCUGUGUGGCUCAUAGUAGAGUCCCCGGGCACCAGACGGUAUACUCUUCCUGAGAAAAGGGAGACUGUCAUAUUGAAAUGCAAUGUCAAAGAUUCCAGUAUGUUAAUCUCCUUAACAUACGAUGUAAUCCUUGUCGUUUUAUGCACUGUAUAUGCCUUCAAAACAAGGAAGUGCCCAGAGAACUUCAACGAAGCCAAGUUUAUCGGUUUCACAAUGUACACAACGUGCAUCAUUUGGCUGGCCUUCCUCCCCAUAUUUUAUGUGACAUCUAGUGACUACAGAGUGCAGACCACGACCAUGUGCAUCUCUGUCAGUCUGAGUGGCUUUGUUGUGCUCGGCUGUUUGUUCGCGCCCAAAGUGCACAUCAUCCUCUUCCAGCCACAGAAGAACGUGGUCACUCACAGACUCCAUCUCAACAGGUUCAGCGUCAGUGGGACCGGAACCACUUAUUCCCAGUCAUCUGCUAGUACGUACGUUCCGACAGUCUGCAAUGGACGGGAAGUCCUAGAUUCUACCACCUCAUCUCUGUGA
This is a messenger RNA of Terrapene triunguis (Three-toed box turtle), 2670 nucleotides long. It is a transcript of the gene GRM3, whose product is annotated as glutamate metabotropic receptor 3. Gene Ontology annotation, cellular component: membrane. The record is from RefSeq and is a predicted model, not a curated record. Bases 1 to 2670 code for a protein of 889 amino acids. Lineage: Eukaryota; Metazoa; Chordata; Testudines; Emydidae. The transcript is spliced from 5 exons. Gene Ontology annotation, molecular function: group II metabotropic glutamate receptor activity. Gene Ontology annotation, biological process: G protein-coupled glutamate receptor signaling pathway; regulation of synaptic transmission, glutamatergic.